This is a messenger RNA of Penicillium argentinense, 1062 nucleotides long. Its product is annotated as isopenicillin N synthase family dioxygenase. Gene Ontology annotation, molecular function: dioxygenase activity. NCBI's taxonomy places the organism in Eukaryota, Fungi, Ascomycota, Eurotiomycetes, Eurotiales, Aspergillaceae. The record is from RefSeq and is a predicted model, not a curated record. The coding region runs from base 1 to 1062 and encodes 353 amino acids. The transcript is spliced from 2 exons.
AUGGCAUCCAACUUCCAAUCCAUCCCGGUCAUCGACCUUCUCCUCACCAACCCCCCAACUCGCCCGCAACUCCUGCGCCAGCUCCGCCAGGCACUCACCGAAGUGGGGUUCCUGUACAUCUCCAACCACGGUGUCCCACAAUCCGUCAUCUCCGACCUGCAGGCCGUUCUCCCGCGGCUUUUCGAACUCGACCAAGGCCGCAAGGACGCAGUGGCUCUGCACCACUCCCCGCAUUUCCUGGGCUACAGCCAGGUUGGCUCGGAGACGACGGCGGGACGAGAAGAUCGACGCGAGCAGUUCGAGUUUGCCACUGAGCUGGAGGAGAGCUGGGCGGAGGGUCAACCCCGCUACGAGCGAUUGCGGGGGCCUAAUCAGUGGCCCUCAGCCGAAGCAGAUAUCCGCUGCAGCAUCGAGCGAUACAUCGAGGAACUCACCCGUCUCGGCGAGAGGUUCCUACACCUGGUCGCCGAGGCUCUCUCCAUACCGCCAGAGGUGCUCUUUUCCUUCCUUUCCGACCAGCACCGUCUUAAGCUCGUCCACUAUCCGCCCUCAGAGAUAUCGGCCGAUAAAAAUGGACAAGGCGUCGGUCCCCACAAGGAUUCAUCAGGCUGGUGGACAUUUCUCCUGCAGGCAUCUCCUCCGAACGUCAAAGGACUGCAAGCACUGAACAGAAAUGGGGAGUGGAUUGACAUUCCGGUGAUUGAGGGUACAUUCGUCGUCAACAUCGGCCAGGCGUUCGAGGUCGUCACUCAUGGGAUGUGCAAAGCGACUACCCACCGUGUUCUAUCUGGUUCGUUGGAGAGGUAUAGCGUUCCCUUUUUUCAGGGUGUUCGGCGGAACCUCACAAAAUCGGAGGCUCUAAACGCAUUAAAAGACUACAUCCCUAUCCAACAGCCACCGUCACAGUCAGAUGUCGGUGCCAAUAUUGAUUCGGCCUUUCUGCGAGGCCGGUAUGACACAUGGGGCGAGUCUCAGCUACGCACCAAGAUUCGAAGUCAUCGUGAUGCAGGAAGAAAAUUCUACGCCGACGUGUUCGACCAAUAUAUCAAUGACGAUAACUGA